Messenger RNA from Durio zibethinus, 501 nucleotides. NCBI's taxonomy places the organism in Eukaryota, Viridiplantae, Streptophyta, Magnoliopsida, Malvales, Malvaceae. The record is from RefSeq and is a predicted model, not a curated record.
AUGGAAACUUAUCAAAUGAGAGCCUGCUUUGGCGAAAUCAUGGUGUUCCUUUUGCUCAUCUUAACCACUCGGGCCAACUACCUGAACCUGGUUGACCAGUUUUUGGCUCCUCAAAAUGCUGCACGUGCCGCCAUUGGAAUGCGACCAUUGGAUUGGGAUCCAAGGUUGGCGAGUUAUGCUCAAUGGUAUGCCAACCAAAGGCGGGAAGACUGUGCUUUGAAGCACUCCAAUGGACCUUACGGGGAAAAUAUCUUUUGGGGUAGUGGCGAUGGCUGGACGCCGGCUGAGGCGGCGGCGGCAUGGGUUUCGGAGAGGAAAUGGUACAGUUACUGGUCAAAUUCAUGCGCCGAAGGGGAGGAAUGUGGGCAUUACACACAGAUUGUAUGGGGCGGAACCAAGAGAGUUGGGUGUGCCAGGGUGGUUUGUGAUGAAGGGAUGGGUGUUUUCAUGACUUGCAACUAUGAUCCUCCAGGGAAUUAUAUUGGAGAUAGACCUUACUGA